AGACAAAAAGGGGAGUGACAGCCUAGGAGGUGUGACAGCUGCAACGUUCCGGUAUAGGGACGAUCCCCCUCCCGUAUAGGUGCAGAGCAGCAGUGACAUCAGCACAGCCGGGGCGAGUGUGAGAACAGCAGUAAUGGCAGCGCACAGCGAUCUAGAUCAGGCAGUAGCAGACUGGCUCAAAUGGGACAAGAACCCAAAAACAUCUGAUUUAAUUAAGCAGCUGGUGGCUGAUGGGAAGAAUAAAGAGCUGCAGGCAUGUUUUGGUUCAAGGAUGGAGUUUGGUACAGCAGGAUUACGUGCUGCGAUGGGCCCUGGGAUUUCUCAAAUGAAUGAUCUGACUAUUAUCCAGACAACUCAGGGAUUCUGCAGAUACCUUGAAAAAAAUAUCUGUGAUCUGAAAGAGAGGGGUGUCGUGAUUGGUUAUGACGCCCGGGCACACCCUGCAAGUGGAGGAAGCAGUAAGAGGUUUGCAAGACUUGCUGCCACUACCUUUGUUAGUCAAGGAAUACCUGUCUACCUCUUCUCUAAUAUAACACCCACUCCUUUUGUGCCAUACACUGUAAUUCAUCUAAACCUCUGUGCUGGAAUAAUGGUAACUGCAUCACAUAAUCCAAAGCAAGACAAUGGAUACAAGGUUUAUUGGGAAAAUGGUGCCCAGAUCAUAUCACCCCAUGAUAAGGGAAUUGCUGAGGCCAUUGAAGAGAACCUGGAACCAUGGGCAAAGGCCUGGGAUGACAAACUUAUUGACAACAGUGACCUUCUUCAUGAUCCCUACAAAUCUAUCAAUAAGGAUUACUUUACGGAUAUCAAGAAGCACUGCUUCCAUAGAGACAUCAAUAAGGAGUCCAAGGUAAAAUUUGUCCAUACGUCUGUGCACGGAGUCGGCCAUGAAUUUGUGCAGUCGGCCUUCCAAGCUUUUGGCUUUAGUGCUCCGCUAGCUGUACCAGAACAAAAAGAUCCUGACCCGGAGUUUCCUACAGUGAAAUACCCCAAUCCUGAAGAGGGUAAAGGUGUGUUGAAAUUAUCUUUUUCCUUGGCUGACAAAGAAGGGGCGAGGAUUAUUUUAGCAAAUGACCCAGAUGCUGAUCGUUUAGCAGUUGCAGAAAAACAGGAAAGCGGCGAGUGGAAAGUGUUCUCUGGCAACGAGCUUGGAGCCCUUUUAGGUUGGUGGAUUUUUACUUGUUGGAAAGAACAAAACCAAAAACCUGAAGCGGUAAAAAAUGUGUACAUGCUGGCGAGCACAGUCUCCUCGAAAAUCCUCAGAGCCAUUGCAGUGAAAGAAGGCUUCCAUUUUGAGGAAACAUUGACGGGAUUUAAAUGGAUGGGAAACAGAGCAAAACUACUCAUAGACCAAGGGAAGACUGUGCUGUUUGCAUUUGAAGAGGCAAUAGGCUAUAUGUGCUGCCCUUUUGUCUUGGAUAAAGAUGGAGUGAGUGCUGCCGCAAUAGCAGCAGAAAUGGCAAGUUACUUAGCGACAAAAAAUACUACACUGACCAAACAGCUGAAUUCCAUUUUUAAUACAUAUGGCUACCACAUUAGCAAAAACUCAUAUUUUAUUUGCUAUGAUCAGAAUACAAUAAGGGACCUUUUUGAAAAUCUAAGAAAUUAUAAUGGUGAAAAGACAUACCCAAAACUCUGUGGUAAAUUUGAAGUUUCUGGAGUGCGCGAUUUAACCACUGGUUAUGACAGUAAUCAGCCUGACAACAAAGCUAUUCUUCCAACCAGUAAAAGCAGUCAGAUGAUUACAUUUACUUUUAGCAACGGAGGAGUUGCAACCCUUAGAACUAGUGGAACCGAACCAAAAAUUAAAUAUUAUGCAGAGCUCUGCGCAGCUCCAGGAAAUAGUGACUUUGACCAGCUGAAGAAAGAACUAGAGGACUUGGCUGAUGCUAUUGAAGAACACUUCUUUCAGCCAGAGAAGAACAAGCUGCAAAGAAAAUCAGAAUGAAGAACUGAAAUUAAAAUGCUUUAGUAUAAACUUAAAAAUAUAUUGUAUUAUUAAAUAUUAUAAAAGACCGAAUAUUGAGUUACUAGAUAUUAUAAUAGACAUAAAAAGGCUAUGGGGUCAAUCACAAUCUAUCGUCUUGUUUUUGGCAGUUUUUUAGCCCAAAAAGGACACUUUUCAUUUUAACAUGAUCACAAUAGGGAAUAUAGAAUAUAUCUAUAUAUUUUACAGUAUGUUUAAUAAUUUAUAUAUAUAUAUUUUUUUUAAAGAUUUUAUAUGUAAUAUCUCAAUAACGCGCCUUAAGAUUACUUAGUUUUCAUGUGCGCUAACCCAAGCAUUAAAAUCUAAAUCGCAAAACACAAAGGGCAAAAUGCAUAUUUUACAUUACUAUGUUCUUCACAUUCUUCAUGUAAUUUUUAUUAUUAAAUGUUUCUAUAUGUAUCUGAUAAUGUUAAUGUAAAAUACAUAUCUAUACCUAUAUAUCUAUAUGAAUAGAUAUACAGUUAUAGGUAUAUACAGAUAGAUAUAGAUAAAUAUGUAUUUAAGAAUGAAAAGGACAUUUACUGUACAUAUUUAACAUUCAAAUGUUCUACAUGAAAAACACUUAACUACAUCUGUACACGCAUAUAUAUAUAUAUAUAUAUAUAUGUGUAUAUGUAUGUGUUUUAUUUAUAUAUAUAUAUAUACAUACAUAUUUAGACAUGUGUAUGUAUGCAUGUAUUUCUAUGAUAAAGCCCUUUUCCAUGCCACUUUUUUGUCUUGCGUAAGUUAACCACAGCUCUGAAGUCAUGCUAACCUGACGUGCAUUAAAUUAAAUUGUGUUCAAGCUAACGCUUUUGUAAUACAUGUACUACUUCCAACGCGCACAGAGAGCCCCUUAUCGCUGUCGUUUUCUGGUUUUGCGUGAUAUACACCUGAAAUCAAGAAGAAGACUAUGGGUUUCUAUUAGAAAGACUUUUCUUAUUUUCUAAAACUGGAUUUUAACAGCACUGAAAGCACUCAAUUGCAAUAUUGUAACUGCAAAAUUAAUGUUCAAACAAGAUUGUGCCUUCAUGACUGGGUUUUUAAAGGAAACGGUCUUCAUAUACACAAAGUCCAAACAAGUUCACUACAGUGCGUUUUCCAAAUCUUGCACUAACAUUAUUGAAUUCCUAGUCACAAAGGCACAAUCUUGUUUGAGAGUUUCUAAUAGCAAUCCGUAGUCUUCGUCUUGAUGUAUAUCACACCAAACUAGAGAACAACAGCGCUUUGAAAAUCAACAAAUGUAGAUAUAUAAAACAUAAAAAUAAUACUUUUAAAAUAUUAAAAGCGUCAAUAUAGUAAUUGAACAAACAUUCCAGUGCGCACAUCAUGCCUAGAUACAAAUGCCAUUCAGAUUGUUUUUAGCAGUGAUCAGAAUAGAUUUGGAUUGCAACAGGUUAAUCUCACACAUGUAAAUGAGUAUUUCCCUUACACACUAAACAUAGGGGUUCAUUCAAAAUCUAUCCUGAUCACAAGCACUUAACCCCUUAAUGACCACAAUGUACCCUGUAUGUCACUGGUCGUUAAGGGGUUUUUCAGGACAUAAUAGCACAAGUCUAGCAAGAAUACGCUAUUAAUGCCCUCCCUCCAGCAGGCUUUGUGGAAUAGAGCAGUCUUAACGCUGGUGGCAAGACCGCGCUAUAAAACAAUCAAGUCCCAAAAAAAGGCCAGCGACAUACAGGGUACGUCGCUGGUCCCUUAAGGGGUUAACAAACGUAAACACGUUUUUCUGUUUAAAAACACUUUUGUAUCUUUUAGUGACUGGGUUCAUUUUGGAUUGUGAUUAGUUGAAAAGCACGCUGGCCAAUUCAGACGUAAAAAAGAUCAUUACUGGGGAGCAGAUAGCCCAUAGAUUGUGAUCGACCCUAUUCUCUUUUAAACAUGCUUUAGUUUAAAAUAGUCUAAGUAGAUAUUUUUAUUUAGUCCUAGUUUAUAGAAUAAAAAUAUUGGUCUGAAAUGAUCAUUUGCCAGACCAUUAGUAAGAACAUAUAUCUCUUUAAAGGAAAUCCAUCACAGAAAAUUGAUUAAAGGGACAUUAAACACUAAUGGUAUUGACAUUAUUCCCGGCCUCCCUCUAGUCAUGGGUACCACCAUGUUGAAAUCUAGCUUUCACUUUAUUCCAGUGCUGAGCUGUUUGUACAUUUGCAGUAAAUCUCCUUCAGAUACCUGUGGUAUAACCUAGAUUCCAAAAUGGCAGCACCCAUGAUUAGAGGGAGAAGCAUGAAAUGUGUUUAGUAUCCCUUUAAUUUAUUUUCAGUCUGAUACUUAUUUUCAUUUUGGGGUAGAUGCUAUACAGCUCUUUUGUAUAUUUUAUUUUGCUAUGUAGAUGCUUCUCUUGGUGAUCCUAUUGUAUACCAAGCAGUAUAUUUUCCCAGAAUUCCCUAACUGACAGGUUGAUGGCAGACAGCUGGAGAAGGGGAGGUUUGUCUACCAUCAACCCCACCCCUUGUUGAUGGUUAAUCAGCCAUUUCAUCAGUAUUUAAAGGUCAAAAGGGAAAAGUUAAAAACACUAAAACAUUUAGAGAUAUAAUAUUAUUUUAUUUAUGGUUUUCCUUUAAAAUAACAUGGACGUCUAUAACACAUUGUUUUCAGUCCCUUUUGAGUACUGUUUUAUAAUGUAAUUUUUAAACAUGUGUGCUUCAUUUCUGUCCAUAUUUAAAUUGAAUUCACUUCUGCAUCCUCAUCCAUUAAAACCACCAAUCAGAGUUAGUUUUACCAGAUUUAUAUCAAUGGGAGUUCACUCUCAGUUGCUUGUGGUCUUUGGAAAGAGAGAAAGCCGUGUUGUACAUGUGCACAGCAUUUUCAUCUCUUUUCCUCCUUCCUGUCUUCCUUAGGCAAUGGGUACCUAGGCAUAUUCUCCAGUGGUUAAUAAUGGUGGAAUGAUACAGCCUCUGAUUUACUGUAUUGCCUGUAGCCUUAUUAAAGAUAAAAAGCUUCAGUACUAAGUGCCAGCUAGAGGUUGCAAAAUGGGGUGAAUUUUAUUAAAAAUUUGCAAAAUGAACAAUAAAAAAAUAAAAAAAAUGGGGACUGUGAGACAAUGUGAUGACAUGAUGUAUUAGGUAUUUGUUUAUCAAAGUGUUUUAAAGGGACAGUAAACAUCUUGUAAUUACAAGACAUAUAUGUUGUGUAGCUAUAGAAUAACAUUUCAGCCAUGUCUAAACACUUUUAAAAAUAGCUUAACAUUCUUUUUAUUGCAAUUAUCAAAAGAAAAACUCCACCCACCAUUUGCCUUAUUUGGAUUAGCCAAUCACUGAUUUAGUUUGCAGCCAACAAGGCUAGGAAGGCCAUUGUACAUUGUUUUACAGCUGUUAUCAGCGAAAGCCAAAUAUAUAGAUAUGUAAAGCCAUAUUUAUAGCCGGGUUAGCCUUGAGAAGACAGCAGGGUGCAUUUCAAGUUCUGAGAAUUAGAAAAUGCUCAGUUUCCAGAGCUAAAUUUCAUGAAAAGAGGUAAAAUAAAUAAUGAAAGUAUAUUGCAAAGUUGUUUCAUUACACAACUGAAAGUUUUAUAUGAAAAUCUCAAGUUGUGUACUGUCCCUUUUAAGUAUAAAGCUCAACACAGAGUCAAAUGGUUGUGGUAGCUUUACAAGCUUGGUACAAAUUCCAAACAAUAAAGCUAUUAUAUAUAUAUAAAUAUAGAUUUUAUUUAUUUUUUCUUCAUAAACCAGGAAGUAUUUCACCUGAUGUCAAUUUGUUUUAAAGAUUCUCACUGAGUUUUAAUAUUUCAUCUAUUUAAAAUCUAUUCUCUUCACGUCUAACUCCCAUUUGAAAAUGUUAAUAAAAUCAUAGGAAUAAGAAAUAGUAGAAGGAAUAUAUCUUCUUUGAAGCAAAACAGACACGAAAGUCAAAAUUAAACUUUCAUGAUUCAGAUAGAACAUGCAAUUUUACUUUAUUUAUAAAACGUUGCACAAUAUUUUUUAUGUGUACACUUUGUGAGGUACCAUCUCCUACUGAGCAUGUGCACAUGUUCACAGAGUAUACACAUACUAGUCUGCAAUUGGCUGAUAGCUGUCACAUGAUAUAGUGGGCUGGCAAAUGGGGAAAAAAUACAUUAUUUUUUUUAAAAAAUCACUGCAGAUGUAGGCGGCUGCUCGUGGCAUUCGCCUCUUUUCGAAGCCAGGAUUUCUUGUGAAAGUGCAAAACAGUAAUAUCUUAGCCUGUUUAACUUUCAGAAGAAUAAAUCUGGCUCCGAAAAAUAUUAGCCGAAUGCCACGAGUGGCCGCCUACAUCUGCAUUUGGAUCCUAAUAAUGGAUCAGAAUGCCCAUAUCUAGUUAAUUCAUUGUCUUUUUAUUAUGCCCUUGUUAAUUAUGCAAUUCUGCUGCAUUUAAUAGCCCUAGAAGAAAAGUAAAGAUCAAACAGAAGUAGGAAAUAAGCAGAGCAGCACAACAGAUGCACUAAAUUAAAGAACAUUGUCCUUAAAUAAAAAUCUAACUGGCAGGAAAUGCUUUUACAGUCUUGUAGAAUGAGUCAGCAAACACUGUUUUGUUUCCAGUAAGAGAGGGGCCUUCUUAUUAACCAGUUUUUAUUUAUAUGUUUCCGUACUUGUAUAGUGCAAGCAUAAAAAACAAAACUUAAGAUUAAACAUGUAGCCUAAA
Bombina bombina (fire-bellied toad) is the source of this 6558-nucleotide messenger RNA. RefSeq names its product phosphoglucomutase 2 (gene PGM2). Bases 134 to 1948 code for a protein of 604 amino acids. Gene Ontology annotation, biological process: purine ribonucleoside salvage; carbohydrate metabolic process. The record is from RefSeq and is a predicted model, not a curated record. The transcript has 14 exons. Gene Ontology annotation, molecular function: phosphopentomutase activity; magnesium ion binding. Lineage: Eukaryota; Metazoa; Chordata; Amphibia; Anura; Bombinatoridae.